AUGAAGGACAUGAAAUCAUUGACACAGGGCCGUAAGCCAGAAGCUGACCAUCAACAUUCUCCCGAACUUUACAUCCAACAAGGAGAAAUGUCGAAACUGUCCAUCUCCAACGUUGCCAUAGCCGGUGGCACCGGACGUCUCGGCCCAUCGAUUAUAAAGUAUCUGCUGCAAAACGGCUUCAAAGUCAGUGUGCUGACUCGCGACCCCUCAUCUGCAAAAUUGCCGAGUGAAGUCCAAGUCAUCAAAGCAGAUUAUACUUCAGCAGAGACUCUGACUCCCAGUCUGGCAAAUCGUGGUUUUGACGCAAUCGUCAUCAUCCUCAAUCGCCUCGCUUACGAUGCAUCCAUCAUCACACUGCAAGCUGCUGUUAACGCUGGAAUCUACCGAGCCAUCCCGUCUUAUUUUGGGAUCUCGCUGGAUAAUCCCGAGAUUGCCAAUAUGCCAUUCUUGAGGGCCAAACUACCUGUAUACAGGGACGUUGAAGAUAAAGCUGCAAAAGGCGAAAUCACUUACACUGGUAUCAAUACUGGCAUGUUUCUAGACUGGGUUCUCGAUCAAGAUAUCUUUGUGGGCCUCUCUGGAAAGAUACCUACCCGCAUAGCAGAUGGCGGGGACAUUCUAAUGUCCGCAAGCAGCCUCGAUGACAUUGGAAAGGCCAUCACAGCAGUUCUUGCGAAACCACAAGAAACUAUCAAUAAGGUCUGCUAUAUGCACACAGUUGUCAUGACCCAGAACCAAGUCCUGGGUUACGCCAGUGAAGCCGCCCCGCAAAGACAGUUCGUUGUCGAGCAAGUGGACACAGUGACUCUGGUCGAAAAGGCGUGGGAGCGAUGGGACCAAGGCAUCAGGGACCGCAUCUCGACAAGGGAUUUUGUCACUCGAGCAAGCUACGGUCUGGGUAAUGGGUUCUUCACUAAGACCGAUAAUGAGUUUCUUGGCAUUCGACAGUGGAAUGAUGAAGAGCUGAGAAGGGAGAUCUUGAGGCGCGUCCAGGCAAAUACCCACAGCGCUUGA
Fusarium poae is the source of this 1014-nucleotide messenger RNA. RefSeq lists its product as uncharacterized. Lineage: Eukaryota; Fungi; Ascomycota; Sordariomycetes; Hypocreales; Nectriaceae. Bases 1 to 1014 code for a protein of 337 amino acids. The transcript has 2 exons. The record is from RefSeq and is a predicted model, not a curated record.